AUGGCGCUGCGAGUGCGCAGCAUCUUUAAAGUUUUCCUCAUCUUUUACGCGAGUGCCGACAUAUUGGCGCAGGCGUUCGUAGCGAGAGACGGUGGCAGGCAGGCAGUGCUCCUGUUGGCGAGUGGUGGUGAGUAUACGUCAUUGCUGCCGACUGCCUCCCGUAACCACCUGCUGUUCUUGCUGCUAGCCGGCAGGCAGGUCUUUCGAGAGUUUCUAAAGCAGGAGUUCAGCGAAGAGAACAUAUUGUUCUGGAACGCCGUGAACGAGCUACAGAACACCAACGAGACGAAUCCGCUGCUCGUCGAGGAGAAAGCUAGAAUGAUAUACGAAGACUUCAUCUCCAUUCUCUCACCGCGAGAGGUGAGCCUCGACUCGAUCGCUAGGGAAAUUGUGAAUAGAAAAAUGGUGCACCCGGAUAAAUGGACUUUCAACGAAGCUCAAGAGCAGAUAUUCAUGUUGAUGAAGCGUGACAGCUAUCCUCGUUUCAUCAUCUCUCCACUGUACAAACGACUCUUCAAUUCGACGUCGUCGCCGACCCCGCAGGCAUGAUGACGACG
Priapulus caudatus is the source of this 557-nucleotide messenger RNA. RefSeq names its product regulator of G-protein signaling 20-like. Lineage: Eukaryota; Metazoa; Priapulida; Priapulimorpha; Priapulimorphida; Priapulidae. The transcript is spliced from 3 exons. Bases 1 to 549 code for a protein of 182 amino acids. The record is from RefSeq and is a predicted model, not a curated record.